Molecule: messenger RNA, 3583 nt
Organism: Brassicogethes aeneus
Lineage: Eukaryota; Metazoa; Arthropoda; Insecta; Coleoptera; Nitidulidae
Source: the annotation of a GenBank genome assembly
UGCGUAUUGUUGAUAAACAGAAAAAUGUUAAUAAAAUUGCUGCUGGUCGUGUUAAUUAUUCUUAAAUUGUUUUCGCAAAAUGGGGCUGUCACGCAUUGGGUCGUCACCGAAACAGGAAGAAUACAGGCAUACAUGGAAUCGCCUUAUGACAUGCGCAGACCAUACGACUUACUAGCUUUAAUGGAGCAGGAAAAACGUCACGAAGAAAUAAGCUCACUGUACAAUGAUCUAAUAGUCAGCAAAUUAAUAAUAGAAGAUAAAUGGUCGUCUUUGGAAAGAACAUCAAAUUUAGGCAACAAAUUUACUUCCAGCGAUCCUGAUUGCCUAGCUGCAGGCAAACUGUUUCUAGACAUCGACCUAUUUUCGAACAUAGCCACCAACGGUUCAGAGAGAAACAUCAAAAUCCCCUUCAACACGAAAUACGACGCCAUCAUUAAAAACCACCACCCGCCUGAUUGCAGCGCUCACACGAGACUGUACACCGGCCCCUGGCCCUACCACGAAGUUCCGCCCCUGAGUGCCGACAACGGCAUCAUGGUCGCCCCCGACGAGUCCCUGAGACAUUUCAUGCCCAUCGAGAAUAUUAAGCUGUUCGGGCACGAGAUCAAUCAGGGUUUAAAAAAGAACAGCUCGUCGUGGCUGCACUACAAUAUGGCGGCCAUUUAUUGGAGAAUCAAGGGAGACGGCCCCAAAGCGGUGGCUUGUGUGCAAAGGGCCAUACAUUUUGUACCAAUCGAAUUUAGGGACAUUCCGGUGCAUAACCUGGCGGGUAUUCUCCACCAAUCGCGUCACUCGAAAGAGGCGGCCAUGUUUUUGCACAGCUGUGUUGAUCAUGCACCCAAAGAAGCUAUACACCAUCUAGCUCUGGGUAAUGUUUACGCAUCUCUGGGCGAUUAUAACAAAUCCGUGCACUAUUAUGACCAAUAUUUAAAUUUAAAACCCGAUCAAAAGGACGUUAUCGCCAAUAGGCACGCCAUUUUGUGUUAUUGGAAGCUGGAGACCGGGUUGAUACAGCUUCAAGAAUCUCUGCAGGGUAUACUGGCCGACUUGCACACCUACCACAGCCAGCAGCAGCAGUGGUUGCGUUUGCAGGAAAGGUUGAUGUGGGAACAUUCCUCCUUCGAAGUGCAAAUCGAAGGUUUCCACAACGACGCCGUCGAAACGCCCUCUAACGGCAAAAAGAUGCAACGCUGCUUCCAGAAAACCUCCGCCAGCAACAAGCCUUACAUUUCCUGCGAGGAUUUUUAUAACUCCCGGCCGGACUUGGACAGUCUCAACGUCGAAAGUCUUUUCAACUACGUCAAAAUGGAAAAGAGGAAGCUCAACGACCACAUCAAGUACGCGAAAGCCUUGAAAAAGAACAAAACCGCCAACGAGAAGAAGUCGGUCGGCAGAACCCCCCCUCUGCUGCACCACAAGUACCCCACCACCAUGAGCACGGCCACGAAUCAAUACUACGACGCCACAGGCUGGCCAACCAAAGACGAAUGUCUGCAGUGGAACCUGCCGGUUCACCAGAAAGAGGAUUUGGAUUUGCCUGUCUAUUUGCCUCCGGAAAAUAAAGGAUAUCAGAUUCAGAAAAUUUUAGGGGAGUUCAUAGACCUACCCAAAGGUACCCAACACGACUUGCCAUGGCACCCGCCAGUUUGCGAACACCCUGAUACCGACGGCGACAAAUAUUUACCACCCAGCGAAAAGCAAGCUUUAAAUAUACAGCUAAAAAGCUCACCUUUUUUGAAGAGUUACUUGUUGAAUUAUGUUGAUGAUGAAAUCAGCGACGAAGCUGAAAUAGGGCAAAGAAUAAUAACGGCUAUGGAAAAGAAAAGCGCACCCCGUUGGGUGCUAGCUACACUAGCUAGUCUAUAUUGGAGAGUAAGGGGCAACGCUAGACGUGCUUUGGAUUGCCUGGACCUAGCUUUCCAAAUAGUACCAAAAGAGCCGACAGAUGUCGUUUUGGUGUCUAUAGGUUCCCUCGUGUACCAACUUGGUUUCAACGACCAAGCUUUAAAGUUUGCCACCUUGGCUUUCAAAAUUAACUAUGUGGAACCGAGCACCAAUUUUUUGCUGGCCCUGCUGCACUACUCCAAACAUAACCCCCUUCUGGCCAUGUACUACAUGAAGAAUGUUUUGAGAGUUGAACCGGAUUAUUAUGAUGGUAAAGCGGAAGAGUUACUCAAAUUAUGGUCCUGCAGGGUUAAAUUGGGAGGUUUUACUACCACAAAGUUUAGUACCUUACCUGAACAACCUGUUAAUGGCAUGUGCGUUAAAAAAGACGCCAGUUUCAAAGGCGAAGGUGUUCUAUGCUCUCCAAAUGGCGAACAAUGUAAGACGGCUUCUAUACAGUGCUACCCCACAAAUUUAGGCGCUGAAGAGCUGAAAAAACCGUCGUGCUUCUCCGGUAACAGCCACAGCAGCGAAAAAAUCGGCCUGGGCCACACUCUCAUCUCCACGUUGCUCUCGAGCGACGGAGGGGCGUCGGGGGACGUGGAGCCGGACCAAUCGAAGCUCGAAUCGGUGACCGACGAGGGCGACAACAAGCCGCCUGCGCACGCGUUCCACAUGCGGCUCUCGCUGGGCGAGAAGCACCCGGCGCACGAGCACGCCAGGCUGGGCGACUUUUUCGUUGGUGUUGUAGUUUCGGUCGCCCUCUCCGACGACCCGGAACGCGAGAACCUGCUGCACGUCUACGACCAGUUCGGGACCUACUCGCUGAGCCCCAGCGGGUGCAAGAACAUGAAGAUCACGCAGGAGUUCAAGUACACUUCCGUGUGGCCCAGCAUCGCCGCAAGGAGUUUGGACAUAACACCAUUCUUGAGGUCCAGCUAUGAGUAUGUAGUUUCAAAGCUGGAACCUUACUGCACGGAAGUGAUUCCGGGCAACAUGAACACUUUGGACUACUUACGUUCGGCCGCGUUCAAACUCCAGUUGGGAAACGCCCCCGACGAGGACCUUGCGGAACUCCUCGGGCUGAUGGCCAGCGAUAGAAGAGCGUCGGUCGAAGAGUUGGGCUACAAAAUCGCGGUGGCUCUUGAAGACAACGAGGAAUCCUGGAUUCUAGCGGUGGCCGCGUCGGUUUAUUGGCGAGUGAUCGGCAACAGCGGCGAGGCGUUGUCAUGUCUACGUGUCGCGUUGACUUAUGUACCGGACGAAAUGAGAGACGUGCCUCUCAAUCACAUGGCGAAUUUGCUGAACAGGGUUGGUUAUCAUUCCGACGCGUUGGAGAUAGCACAUCUGGCCUUGGGGAUAUACAAUAACUUCGUUUUGAAUCAUUUUACCAUUGCGAACAUACACAUUUCAAUGGGCGAACUGGAAAAGUCGGUGGCGUUCUACCGAGCCUGCCUGGCUUUGGACUCGAACUUUUCGCCGGCGCGUUACAAGCUGCAAGCAGUGCUGUGCACCCUUCUAUUCGACGAGGGGUCAGCCCCGAAGCCGAACAAGAAAAUCGAGCAAGACUGACCUAAGUUGUACGUUGCGAAGUUUAAGGACGGCCAAUCUUAAAUCCACCGCGAAAAUAAGCAUUCCACUGGACGGGGCUGUAAGACGUAAGUUUUUGUUUUUGUUGGUUAUGUUGAUGUAUUGUAGC